ACUCCUUUCCAGCUCCUUUGUGCGGCUCUCACAUGUUUGUUUACAAGUAAAUUCAUCCUGUGGGCAAGAAAGUUUCGCGAAAUUUCCCCAAAUUUGAGCUGCCAUGGCCUGCUAAAUGAACUGCGGAAACGUUUGCUUUGCCAAUUUCAAGCUGAAGUUUGGUACUUUUCAGCCGAGGUUCGUGUUUAAUUUCUCAGUGUUUGGAGAUUUCAAUUUUGAUGAGGUGAUCAUUUCAUCAAGAGCAAAGCAUGGAAGACCAAGAAAUUGAUGGAGAACUGGGACCGUUUGCUCCGGAAAUUUACGAAAUCCCGUCAAAACAAUAUGAAUAUUUGGAUCACACUGCAGAUGUUCAGCUUCAUUCGUGGGGCUCGUCUGUGGAGGAAGCUUUCGAGCAAUGUGCUGUGGCCAUGUUUGACUACAUUUCAGAAUUGGAACAUUGUGAUAUUUUAGAAAUGAGGAGGGUGGCGGUCGAGGGCCACGACGUCCUCUCGCUCUUGUACAAUUUCCUCGACGAGUGUCUUUUCAUGUUCAACUGUGAACCGUUUUUCCUAGCCAAGAAAGUGAAAAUUGUGGAGUUUGACCGGUCCAACUGGAAGAUCAGAGCCGAACUGUACGGCGAGGAAUUUGAUCUGGAGAAACACCCUCAGGGAACGGAAGUCAAGGCCAUCACCUACUCCAACAUUCAGGUUCACGAAGAAGGAGAGAAGAAGGAAGUUUUCGUCAUCAUCGACAUCUAACAAACACUUUAUUCGCAACAAAUACAUAUUUAUAUCUCAUCACCACCAGGACUACGUGCAAAAAUCAGCAGAGCUGGUUUUGGUUUUGUGCAAAUUACUACAAAAAUAAUCCCUUCAGCUGCUUUCGAAUGAAUAAAAGCAGAUGCUCGUGAAACCGCUCUGAUUGUGCACUAAUAAUUGGGUAU
Neocloeon triangulifer is the source of this 922-nucleotide messenger RNA. It is a transcript of the gene Archease, whose product is annotated as protein archease-like. Lineage: Eukaryota; Metazoa; Arthropoda; Insecta; Ephemeroptera; Baetidae. Gene Ontology annotation, cellular component: tRNA-splicing ligase complex. The transcript has 6 exons. The record is from RefSeq and is a predicted model, not a curated record. Gene Ontology annotation, biological process: tRNA splicing, via endonucleolytic cleavage and ligation. The coding region runs from base 249 to 737 and encodes 162 amino acids.